GAAUCUUCCUUCCUGCCGAAUACAAUCGUCCGGAGCUGGUGGUCGCCGCCGCCUUCUUCUUUCUCCCCUUGCAAAUUUGCAAACUGUUCUGUUGCUCUUUGUUAAAAAAAAAAUUUUUUUUUAAAUGCAUGCCUGAUUGUGUUUGCUAGGAAGCUCCAAGUUCCCUGCCAAGAGCCGCUGUCAUCGCAGCUUCCAUUGGGAGCAGCUGGAGGGAGGCCUCGCCCGGGACCGGACAGCCGCAGAUGAGCGAAGACAUCUGAGGAAGAUUUGCAUCAGCCUGAGCUCCUUAUUAUCCUUAUUAUUAUUUAUUGAAUUUAUAUACCCCCUAUACCUGGAAGUCUCAGUCACUGAAACUCUUAUCAUAGUUACAGUUCUGCUCCAGCUUGCUGCUGCCUUGCUGUAAUUGCAGUUACGAAGGAAAGAAGCUUUCCACUACGUCUGCCUGAAAGGGGAUGGAGGGACAGAGCUGAGCUAGGAUCAUUGAUUAUUUUUUUAAAAAGAGAGAGGGUGGUGGGUGGAAAAUGACGACAGAGAAGGCAGCACAAUUCUCGCCCCUGGAUCUUCACGAGUUUGACCAGCACGUGAAGCCAGAAAUAAAAAUGGAGAGGCGAGAAACUGGAUCCAGGCGAGGGCUGCAAAGAACUGGGGAGACCUCCCUGGCCUCCGAGGUGCAGACGGUUAUUGUUGCGGCGUCACCACAAGGCAUUAAACAGGAAGUGGGUGAAGGACCGUCAUCCCAGCAGUGGGACGGGCAGUGGCAAGACUUCCCAGAUGCCUCACAGUCCCCUCUGUCAGGGCAGGGAGACCUGGAAUUGGAAGAGACAGCAUUGAAGGACGAUGAUAAGGAUUCCCUUUCCCACUCCAAAGGAGCAGCGGCCACCAGCCGGUGGGCUAAAGGCAGGACAAGGCCCCGGCUCGGGACGGGACGCACCCGGACAGCCCAAGAGGGUGUGAAAAGUGACAGCGGAUGCAGCGAUGAGCAGGCAAGCGAGGCCGAGGCCACAGAGUCCGCCAGUCCCGAAUGCCAGCGCCAGCGCUUCCGGAAGUUUGGCUAUGAAGAAGCCGAGGGGCCAUGGGAGGCCUACUGUCAACUCCGGAAGUUUUGCCACCAGUGGCUCAUGCCAGAGAGGCACACCAAAGAGGAGAUCCUGGAGCUGGUGAUUCUGGAGCAAUUCUUGGCCAUCCUGCCCCCGGAAAUGUUGAGCUGGAUCCGAGAACGUGAUUCAGAGAGCUGCUUCCACGCUGUAGCCCUUGCUGAGCAUUUUCUCCUGAGGCAGCGAGAGGCUCAGAGGCAGGACCAACAGGUGGGAAUGAAAGAGGAGGCUGCUGUGAAUUUCUCUGCGGGAGAAGGUUCUUCGCUGGAUCUGACCCUCAGGCAGCUCUACAGGGAGGUCAAGGAGGAGGGGGAAGAUGAGGAGGAGGAGGAAGAAGAAGCCAGUCUGCUAGGUGACGAAGGUCAGGAUGAAAAUGACGGGAUGCCACUAGAAGGAGAGAGCUGCCAGGACUUUGAAGAGACAAUUUCAAAACCAGCGGAGUCAAAGGAAUACGGAACAGAAGAGCAUAGGAAUGAAUCCGUUGCGCCGGAGGGUGAAACAGCAGCCGAACAGGCAGCACCCAAAUUAAAGAGGCCAAGUGAUAGAUUGUUCCACGGCCUCAACAGACAUCAGAGGAACAACUCAGGGCAGGAACUGUAUGACUGCUCCGAUUGUGGCAAAGUGUUUGUCUCCAGAGCUGGCUUCAUCAUGCAUAUAAGAGUCCAUGGCCGGGAGAAGCCGUACGAAUGUGCAGAUUGCGGCAAAAACUUCCGGCGGAGCUCCCAUCUCAAUAACCACAGCAAAAUCCACGCGGGAGUGAAGCCGUUCAAAUGCUUGGACUGCGGGAAGGGGUUCAGUCGGAAUUCAAACCUUAUUUCACAUCAGAGAAUGCACACGGGCGAGAAGCCAUUCUCGUGCUCCUCCUGCAGCAAACAGUUUUGCGAUAAGUCGAGUCUGGUGAGACACGAGAGGCUUCACACUGGAGACAGGCCGUACAAAUGCACCGCAUGUGGGAAAAGCUUCAGCCAGAGCCACCAUCUCAUAACGCACCAGAGAAGCCACACGGGCGAGAAACCGUACAAAUGCCUGCUCUGCAGCAAGAGCUUUUGCGAUCGAUCGACUUACAUUAGGCACCAGAAGAACCACACGGGGGAAAAGACGUUCAAAUGCUCCGAGUGCGGCGAAAGUUUCAGCCGGAACAAGCACCUCAUUAGACAUCAGAGCAUUCACACAGCCAGGGAGCUGCACACAUGCUCAGAUUGUGGAGAAAGUUUUUGCCGCCGGUCAGGCCUGAAGAUGCACCAGAAAAUCCACACGGGGGAGAAACCGUUUGAAUGCACAGAUUGCGGGAAGAAGUUCAAUCGCAGCACAAACCUUAUCAGCCAUCAGAGAAUCCACACUGGAGAGAGACCCUACGGAUGCCCUGACUGUGGGAAAAGGUUCAAUCGCAGGACACACCUUGUUAGCCACCAGAAAAUCCACGGACCGAGGAAAGAAUCUCCAGAAACGAUCAAAACCGAAGAAGAGCUUCCAUCUGACGAUGUCUUUUUGCACCCAUCUUAUAUCAUCACAAGAACCCUGUGAGGGCUGGAUCUGAAGAAAACGGAAGAGUAGAGACCUCUAAAGGAUGCCGUUGUCAAACUGAAUUGGAACCUGAUCAUCUUUCUGCUUGUGGAGCCAAGUUGCCGUCCAAGUGGAAAUCGAAUGACUUGCUGCUUGGCCGAAUGAAUUCUCUGCUCUCUGGUUCCUUUCCCCCUUGUGCUUAUAUGUAUCUCCCCUUCUUUGCUCCUCUCUGGAUGUACUUCAUCUUCCUCAUGCCUUUUUGAAAAGUAUGCAUCUCUUUAUGCCAUUUGUAUGCUGUUUGGAAAAUAAAUAAAUAAAUAGAAGAAACAGUUGGAGGCGGAUGAGUUAGACAUUUGUAGACCUAUGUAGCUGUAAUCCUGUGUGCACUUAGCUGAACACAGAAGGGAAUUACUUUGGAGUAAACCUACAUAGGAUUAGGUUGUGUAAAUGGACUUGAUACCUGCUGGCAAUGGGGGUGGUUACUUUUGUAUGGGGAGGUGGGAUUAGGUUCUUGCUCAUUUUAGUGUUUUUGAUGUUCGUUCUAUAUCAGAACCCAAAGGGAUAGAUGGCAGUAGAGGUGGAAUUAUUUGUGAGCCGGAUCAAAAUAAUUGGUGGUGGUGUUAAAGUGGGUUUUGAUAUACAGUGGUGCCUCGCUUAACGAAUGCCCUGCUUAAUGAAAUUUCCGCUUAACGAAAGGAUUUUUCGAGCGGAGCUUGCCUCUCUAGACGAAUGCGUUUUACGAAAAAAUCGUCUAGCGAAUCGCGGUUUCCCAUAGGAAUGCAUUGAAAUUCAAUUAAUGCGUUCCUAUGGGCAAAAAAAAAAAAAUUCAAAAAAAUUCAAUGCAUUCCUAUGGGAUUCACUAGACGAAUUUUUCGCUAUAAGAAAAGACCUGUGGAACGAAUUAAUUUCGUCUAGCGAGGCACCACUGUAUUCAUGGAGGAUGGGCUAUUUUUCAAGGCAUACAAGACCUCUGGAAUGUUAAUGUUCAGCACUGCAGCCAGCCAGCCAGCCAGCCAUUCCAUUCCCCUCUUCCGAGCAAACACAUAGCACUUGGUUGUCACUGAGCAUGCUCAGUCCUUAUUGGGCUGUCCUGGGUUUUUUUUAAUAUUGCGGGGUUUGGGGAUCUUUUUUUGUAUUUCUGCAGAACCUUGGUGUUCCCUCUGAGCAUGCUAAUACCUCCCUUCUUGUUUCUCAAUGACCUGUUUUUGGAUAAAUAGCUGCGAGCACUCAGCACCUGAGCUCACCACAAGAGGUAAUGAUAACUAUAUGGAGCCCCCUGUUUAGGAGCAGUUUACCUCUGAGAGUAGUUGCUGAUAGGCAACAGCAGGGAAGGGGGUGUUGCCUUUGUGCCCUCCUUGGCUUUGCAGUGGGGCUAUUCUGGCCCCCCUCCCAAUGCAGAGUAGCUCGGGGGGGGGAUCAAGUAAGAAAAAACUGGUUUAAUUUUGGACACAAUGUUUCUUCAGAGUUGCUCCUUUGUUAAGGAUUACGGAACCUGCUCAGAAGGAAUCUACUGCCUUUGCUUUGUUAUUCUUUGGUUACUUAAAAUUUCCUGCUCUUUUUUAAAAAAUGUUUUUUAAAUAAAAA
Molecule: messenger RNA, 4181 nt
Organism: Zootoca vivipara (common lizard)
Lineage: Eukaryota; Metazoa; Chordata; Lepidosauria; Squamata; Lacertidae
Biological process (GO): regulation of immune system process; negative regulation of transcription by RNA polymerase II; regulation of cytokine production
Cellular component (GO): nucleoplasm
Molecular function (GO): RNA polymerase II cis-regulatory region sequence-specific DNA binding; DNA-binding transcription repressor activity, RNA polymerase II-specific
Source: RefSeq, a predicted model, not a curated record